Molecule: messenger RNA, 1722 nt
Organism: Lathyrus oleraceus (garden pea)
Lineage: Eukaryota; Viridiplantae; Streptophyta; Magnoliopsida; Fabales; Fabaceae
Exons: 2
Coding region: 1-1722 (573 amino acids)
Source: RefSeq, a predicted model, not a curated record
AUGUCUCAACAACCCACCUCAUCUUCUUCCAAGAACAUGUCUGAUUCUCUUAGCGCUGAACCAAGCAACCCUAACAGAGAAGAUCCUAUUGAUGACUCUGCGAAUACCCCACAUGCAAGAAGACCUAAAGAAACUGUAACAGGCUUCUCCUCAGCCAUCGCUCUUGAGGAACGAACCAAAGAAGGUUCUAGGUAUGUUCACAAUGCCAUUGCCACUAUGGUGACUGGAAUACUGUCUGGUAAUCAUAAGGUCCUUGGGGUUUCCAUUCCCUUAAACACUAUUGAACCUGAUAGUGUUACUUAUCAAGAAAAUACUGAGUCUUUAGGAAAGAAUAUCUCUGAUGAUGUUGAGCAAGCUGAUGCUCAUAAGGAGUUAAAUGUUGACAAACCCUUAGAUAAUGUGGCUGGUGAGGAAGUUCAUGUCACUCAUGAUGUCAGUGACAACCCUAACUGUGAGGUUGAAAUAGUAGACUUGGAGGAAUUUUCUGAUAAUGAGCUGCUGUCCUCUUUCCUCCCUAGCAUAGCCAAAAGGGUUAGGACUAGGAGAGAAAAGAAAACUGUGGCUCAAAGGUCCCCCAGAAAGAAUAUUGAUGUUCCAACCUCUUCCAAGACAACGGUGGCAGUCGAGAGUUCCCUCAAGAGGAAAGUUCAUGGUCCAACCAAAUCUUGGAGCAAAGGGGUGCCCAAGAAAAAGAAGACCAAGUCUGUUGUUGUUGAGUCUGACUCAGAUGUUCCGUGGAAAUAUGUUUAUCAGAAGAGGCUGGCUUUGGAAAGGGAAUUAGCUCAGAAUGUCCUAGACUGUAAGGAUAUUAUGGACCUUAUUCAAGAGGUUGGUUUAAUGAAGACUAUGAAUCAGUUCUCAAAGUGCUAUGAGAUGUUGGUGAAGGAAUUUAUUGUUAAUUUGUCUGAAGAAUGUGCUGAUGGCAAGUCUAAGGAAUUCAGGAAAGUGUAUGUGAGAGGCAAGUGUGUAAAUUUCUCUCCCUCAUUGAUCAACAAGUAUUUGGGAAGGCCUGAUGUAGCUCAACCUAAGCUUGAGUUGACUGAUAACAAAAUCUGUCAAGUCAUCACUGCUAAUCAAGUAAGGAAGUGGCCUCUCAAUGGAAAAUUGGUGGCCAGUAAACUGAGUGUCAAGUAUGCAAUGCUGCACAAGAUUGGAGCUGCUAACUGGGUGCCCACCAAUCAUAAAUCUACAGUUGCUGUAAUGCUUGGAAAGUUUAUAUAUGCUGUUGGAACCAAGGCCAAUUUUGACUAUGGCUCCUAUAUUUUUGAUCAAACUUUGAAGCAUGCAGGAAGCUUCAGUGUGAAGGGUCCUAUAGCCUUUCCUUCUCUCAUCUGUGGUAUUGUUUUGAAUCAGUUUCCAAACAUCUUAACAGAGAAUGAUUCUGUGAAGAAAAGAGACAGCCCUAUGUCCUUCAAUCAUAAGCUGUUCCUAGGUACCCAUGUCCCCGACAUUGUCAUGACAACAGGUGAGACAUCACGUGUAAGCAAACAACCCGAUAAAGCUGUUGUCAUUGCAAUGCUCAAAGAAACCUGCAGGGAGUUAGAGGCAAGGAAGCUGAACUUGGAAAAAUUGAUCAGCACUUUGGAGAUGACUGAAGGUGAUGUGCUUGGUGAAGCUGUUGCUGUUGCAGAAGAAGCUGAAAUACAAGGUGAAGAGGGAGAAGCAGAUGCCACUCCUGAUGAUGGCACAAAUGAUGAUGCUGACUCUGAGUCAGAUGACUAG